Molecule: messenger RNA, 9345 nt
Organism: Entelurus aequoreus (snake pipefish)
Lineage: Eukaryota; Metazoa; Chordata; Actinopteri; Syngnathiformes; Syngnathidae
Product: protein crumbs homolog 1-like
Exons: 8
Coding region: 94-3099 (1001 amino acids)
Biological process (GO): establishment or maintenance of epithelial cell apical/basal polarity; heterophilic cell-cell adhesion
Cellular component (GO): plasma membrane; protein-containing complex
Molecular function (GO): calcium ion binding
Source: RefSeq, a predicted model, not a curated record
GAUGGAGGCGCACACACCGGAGUCCCUCAUGCUUGAUGUGAAAUGAAGAGAUUUGCCAAUAUCUAAAUCAUUUCGGAGGAUUUGACAAGGACAAUGUUGAAAUUCGUCGUGCAUGUUUGGAUUUUAUGGUGGCUUUCUGAAGGGGUUUUCUCGGACAUUUGUGGACAGAAGCCAUGCCAAAAUGGCGGCGUAUGCGAGAGUCAUGUCGGAGGUUUCAGGUGCCUUUGCUCCCAGCGAAGCGUCAAUGGAAGUCUGUACGGUGGGGACACCUGCAAUGUUGCACUUCGGGGCUGUGAUGACAACCAGUGUCAAAGUGGUGGACUGUGCUCCCCGGCACUUGUCAAUGGAGAACACACUUACACAUGCAUAUGCUUUUCUGGCUUUGUGGGGUCCAAAUGCCAGACCUCCACUGUGUUUUCCUUUGAGAGCCAAGGUUACAUGUAUAUAGAGACUCAAUUUGUAGACCCGGUAUCCCCUCUAAAUGUCACACUCAGCUUUCGGACGGAAAGACCUGUCGGUACCCUUCUGCAGCGCAGAGUGGCCGACCUGCUCUUGAGCGUUGAGCUACUGGAUGGACAUCUUAGCCUCCGCAGCCUCAGAGAUCAAGGAUCCAGCACCCUGGUUCAGGAGUUGCCGGCGUAUAUUUCCAACAACGAAUGGCACACGGUGGAGGCGUCACUUGGCGGCGUGGUCAGCUUUAUCAGGCUCCUCUGUACUGAGGGAAACUGCACCGGGGACACCAGCACUGAGGUCCAAGUUCUGGAGCCUGCAUCUUCUCUCCCCCAGCCCGGGACGGUCCGUCAAAGCCUCUUCAUCGGAGCACACAGAGCCGAGCCCUCACACGCUUUUGUGGGCUGCUUCAGAGAUGUGUUUGUGGAGUCCCACCUGGCGGUGCCGGUUGCGUCGCUGACAGAUUCUGAGAGCCAGGUGAACGUCACCGCGGGAUGCAAUGAUCGGGACAAAUGCGACGACAGCCCCUGCCAGAACCGGGGGCGCUGUGUGAGCCAGGGAUGGAGGAGUUACGAGUGCGAGUGCCAUAGACCUUAUGAGGGCUACAACUGUGCGGAGGAAUAUGUGACCGCCAGGUUCGGGAGCAAAGACCUGGACAGCUACGCCAUCUUUUCCUUAGAAGACCAUCCAGGUGCCACUUUGACUGUAUCCAUGUUUAUUCGGACCAGGCAAGCCGGUGGUCUACUCCUGGUCUUGGCCAACAGCACCAGUCAGUACCUCCGCCUGUGGCUGGAGCAGGGCAGGGUCAAAGUUCAAGUCAACAACUUUGAGACCCUGGUCGGCCAAAGCCUGGUCAGCGACGCCCAUUUUCAUCUGGUGACCGUCAAGCUGGAUGGACUCCAGGCAACGUUGAUCCAGUCUGCCCAAAGCCAAGGGACCGUACCCAUAAGGCCCAUUUGGUCCAGUCACGGGGAUCAGGUCUUCGUGGGUGGACUAGCAGACUCCAGGGCCUCUGCGACUUUUGGAGGAUAUUUCAAGGGCUGCGUUCAAGAUCUUAGGAUUAACAAUAGACGCUUGCAGUUUUAUUCCAUAAAGACAACAGUGGAAUCUCACAAAUUGGAGCAGCUGACUAGUGUUGCACGAGGAUGCAGCACCGACAACACCUGUGCAGUGAAGCCCUGUCUCAAUGGAGGCGUGUGCUACGCCAUGUGGGAUGACUUCAUCUGUAACUGCCCCCCCAACACUGAGGGGCAGCGCUGCGAGGCGGUGAAAUGGUGCGAGCUGUCUCCUUGCCCGGACACGGCUGUGUGCCAGCAGCGCUCGCAGGGCUUUGAGUGUUUGUCCAAUGUAACAAUCCGGGCAGGAAGUGGAAUAUUGCACUACCAGGGCAGUGGGAGGGACAACCGCACCAUCAGCCUCGCCAGCGUCUCCCUCGGCUUCCGCACGAGACGGUCCAGUGGCACCAUACUGCACGCACAAAGAGGCCCCGCCUUCCUCACGCUCUCUCUGCACGAGUCGCGCGUGCUCGUGGAGCACCAGGACCAAGGUGCCCCUAAGUUGACAGUCCGGGGCACGGGUGUGGUCAGUGAUGGAGAGUGGCACUCUGUCAAGCUUAGCAAGGACCAUCAAAGCUCCAAGUGGUUCAUGGCUGUGGAUGGAAGUCGGGAGGAAAUAUUAAGUGCUGGGGACUUGAGUUUUCUCCGGGAGGGGGCGGACAUCUUCCUGGGGGCGCACGGCCUGGACUCCCCGGUGAGUUUCUCCGGGUGUUUAGGCCCCGUCGAAAUCGGAGGCCUUCUUCUUCCUUUCCACUCGGACACAGAGUUGAAGCUGCAGAGGCCUCAGGAGGAACAGUUUGCACAGUUGAACGUCGACGCCGCCCCGCGUUACGGCUGCUGGGGGGCCGGCGUGUGCGCGCCCAACCCGUGUGACCACCAGGGGGCGUGUGAGGACCUGUUCGACCUGCAUCGCUGCGACUGUCCUUCCGCCUGGACCGGGCCACUGUGUCAGGAACCCAGCGACACCUGCGUCUCCAACCCCUGUGUUUUUGGAAAGUGCAGCAACAUCCCCGGAGGCUACAAGUGCGUGUGCGAGCAUGGGUACGCGGGGGAGACGUGUGAAGUGGAAGUGGAUUUAUGCCAGAACAGCAAUUGUAGCGACGGUGCUACGUGUCUUAAAGGCUUCCAGGACUACUCGUGCCUCUGCCCCCAGAACCUGACCGGCCAAUAUUGCAAUGUGAAACUUCCAGAGAUGCCGUGGUACAUCCAAAUGAACCCUCUUCCUCUGCUGCCCGUAUCAAAAUGUGUCGGCACAAGAUGGAACUUCAGCUGCUUCAAUGGAGGGAACUGUUCGGAACCGGACAAUAAAUGCCUCUGCUUGCCUGGUUUCACAGGACAAUGGUGUGAGAAGGACGUGGACGAAUGUGCCUCUGACCCAUGCAUGAACGGAGGCUUCUGCAUUAACUACGUCAACCACUUUGAGUGCGUGUGUGACAUGAAUUACUCGGGUAUACAAUGCCAAAUAGACGUCAGUGACUUCUACCUGUACGUCUUUUUGGGCCUGUGGCAGAACCUGUUCCAACUGGUGUCCUACUUCGUCAUACGCCUCGAUGACGAGCCCGAAAUCGAGUGGGUGUUCCACGUUAAUGAGUAGCUCCCGGAGCUUGUUUGUGCACCGUCACAAAGACUGCAAACACACUGCUAUUCAUGAGAUUGUUUCAUUUUCUUCAAUAUAAACAAGUUGAAAAACGUAUUCGGGUGUUCAGGGGUGGGUAGAGUAGCCAGAAAUUGUACUCAAGUAAGAGUACUGUUACUUUAGAGAUUUAUUACUCAAGUAAAAGUGAGGAGUAGUCACCCAAAUAUUUACUUGAGUAAAAGUAAAAAGUAUGUUGUGGAAAAACUACUCAAGUACUGAGUAACUGAUGAGUAACCUGUUCGUUUAAUAAUGACGGCAACAAAUAAUGCCCAAAAACAUAAAAAUAGCAAUGAGCAAAUUCAGAGUGAGGAAUAUCUCUUAAGCAACUAAAACAAUAAUAUAUAUUAAAUAAUAAUACAUUAACAUAAAAAAAAUUAAGGCAAAUUGAGCCACGAUAACUUAACAGCACCAUAGGCUCAGUAGGCAGAGAUUACAAAGGAAAAUAACAAGUUAGCCUUUACGCCAGGGGUGUCCAAAGUGCGGCCCGGGGGCCAUUUGCGGCCAACAGGUCACUUUUUAACGGCCCCACGGCACAUUCUAAAAAUACGAUUAAAAAAAUCUAAACAUAAAAAGUGGUAUAAAAGAGCAAACAGGUGAAAUGUAACAAGAAAAUGUUACAAUGUUUACUCUAAUGACACAAAGCUGCCAUGCAGGCUGUUUCUUUCUUUAAAAAAUAAUAAUGAAUCAAAAUCAAUGUUAUUAUGAAUUAUUUACUUAUUCAAGGCUCUAUUUACAUCACAUUGAAUAUUCCACUUUGAGAUAUUUUUUUGGGAAAAUGUUGCAUAUUUUGUGUUUACCAUUUAAAAAAGGGCCUACAACAAACAAACAAAAAACAUAAACAACAAUAAAACUUAUAAUUGACGGAUGGAUCUGAAGUUGAUCUUGAGACAAUUGUGUUAAAAGUUUAAAAAAAAAUGUACGAUUAAUUUUUUUUUAAACUUUACUGAGCAGGAUCUUUUUGGAUCCCCAAUCAUUUUAGUGGGACUUUUUUUUUGUGUCCAUCCAUCCAUUUUUUGAGUGUCCCAUCUAUCCAUCCAUGCUGGGAUGCUGGAGCCUAUCUCAGCUGCAUUCAGGCGGAAGGCGGGGUACAUGUCAUUGCUCAAAAUUUUUUUUAAAUUAAAAUCAAUGUUGUUAUGAGUUAUAUACCGUUUUAAGGCUCCAAUUAUUAUAUAAUCUAAACAAUUCUACUUAAAAUUUUUAUAUUUUGUGUUUUUUCCAGAAGAAAACAGGAUUUUCUUUGACAAAAAGGGCAUAUAACUUAAAUCUUUAACAACUUUAAAUUGCAGACAGAUAGACCUAAUGUUGAUCUAGAGAUUUAAACCUUGAAUAAUAAUACAAAUAAUAAUACUGUAUAAUGACACAUUUUUUAUAUUUUUUUCACCAAAACCCUUUGAUCAAGCCUGAUUGAAAAAAUAUACAUUGAGACUUCCAAACAUAUAUUGUAUUGGUUUUUAAAAUAAAAAAUAUCAAAAUGGCCCCGCUUGCUUUGAUUUAAAGUAAAUCAAGUAUGCUUGGUAGAAAAUGCUCCAACGUAAAGCAAGGCUCCACUCUUUCAAAAUGCGCUAGCUUGAUCCUAAUUUACAUUGGCUGGUUCAUGGACAUGCAACCGAUUAGCAUUAGCCAUUUUACAUGGCGAUUUCAACACCGCAAACAACCUUACAAUCAAGCAGCCGGUGUGUAAUAGGUACCAUACUUACAGUUCGGGGUGUAACGGUACACAAAAAUUUCGGUUCAGUACGUACCUCGGUUUAGAGGUCCCGGUUCGGUUAAUUUUCGGUACAGUAAGAAAACAACAAAAUAUACAUUUUUUUGUUAUUUAUUUACCAAAUUUGUAAACAAUGGCUUUAUCCUUUUAACAUUGGGAACACUAUAAUAAUUCUGCCCAAGUUAAUCAACGUUAAACUGCCUCAAGUUGUUGCUCAGAUUAAAUAAAAUGACAAAACUUUUCUUCUACAUAUAAAAAGUGCAACAUUAAACAGUUUCAAGUCAACUCAUCAUGCUUAAUUUAUGACAGCAUUUGGGAAGCCUGUAGUUGAUUUUUAUUAUGUAAAUGUUAUAUUUUUUAUCAACAUGUGAUAGCAGGCACCCUGCCAUUCAAAACUAGGCUGCUCCAUUACUAAUGAUUAAUGUAACAAUAGCUGAAAAAAAUAGUACAAUAGCAAUAGGAGACACUAUUCAUCCCUGAACACCAUGGAGUUCAUGUAGGCUUAAUGAUGCAGUUACAUUAUUAUAUCAACUAUCAGAGACAGAAACUCUUCAUUUAACAUAAUGUCCUUUUUUGCUGCUUCAACACAGCUCAAUCAACACAGAAAAAGGUAAAGUGAAAUAACAGACAGACAGGGCUUUGCUGUCCGUAACACACACACACCGCAAAAUGAGCUAACGUUACGCUAAAAGCGAAUUAGCCUUCACCUCAAGCCAGGACUGCGAGCAAGCUGAGCUGUAGUUUAUAUUUCUAGAAGGUCAACGGGCUCAUAGUAAUGUUACUAGUAGUUGACUGGGAGGUGUUUAUUAUAAUUUGGGGAGAGUCCGCUGCCUGAUGCUUACCUGCUAAACGCUAAGCACUGACUACAUGCGCUCUGAAUACGCACUGCUGAUUGGUUGUUACCGCUCUGUGUGUAACCAAUCAGAUGGUUAUGGGGGUGGGACAAUGCUGCGUGCUGUGUAGAGUUCUGACAAGACAGGCAGAAGGAAGCGGAGCAGCUUGUUAAGACUUUAGCUUAGGCGGCUACUUAAUAUGUUCGUGUGGAAACUCGUUCGGUACACCUCCGAACCGAACCGGAACCCCCCGUACCGAAAAGGUUCAAUACAAAUACACGUACCGUUACACCCCUACUUACAGUAUAAACACAGUAGGGCACAACAUAAGACGUUCAAAUUCAACACAAAGCUACUUUCUAGUUAAACAUACUAUUGAUAGCAUAUACAGUACUGCCAUCUAAUGUCUUGGAAGUGCAAUUGCAUUGCAAAUCAGACACAAAUGGCAGGAUAAAAUAAGAUAAAAAAAACAACAAUCAUUAUUAGCUCAUUUUUAAAUGUUACAUAAAAAAUACAAUUGUAUUAUCAAACAAUAUUUAUUAACACACACAAAAGUAUCGAAAAUUGGUUAAGUACCGGUAUCGUUUCCCAGGUAGCGGGUAUUGUUACCAUAUUGGUUUGAAUGUGAAUGGUACGCAUCCCUACAUGUGAUUGGUAUGCAAAUGAGGUCAGUUCAAUAGAAAUGUGUCAAAUUUUUGAACAGAUAUGUAUUUGUGUGCAAUUCAAUGUUUCCACUUAAGUAUAGAUAAUUCAUUCUGAUUAUGAUACGGAAAACUUAAAGGCCUACUGAAAUGAAUUUUUUUUAUUUAAACGGGGAUAGCAGAUCCAUUCUAUGUGUCAUACUUGAUCAUUUUGCGAUAUUGCCAUAUUUUUGCUGAAAGGAUUUAGUAGAGAACAUCAACGAUAAAGGUCGCAACUUUUGGUCGCUGAUUAAAUAAAGCCUUGCCUGUACCGGAAGUAGCGUGACGUCACAGGUUGAAAGGCUCCUCACAUUUCCCCAUUGUUUACACCAGCAGCGAGAGCGAUUCGGACCGAGAAAGCAACGAUUACCCCAUUAAUUUGAGCCAGGAUGAAAGAUUUGUGGAUGAGGUACGUGAGAGUGAAGGACUAGAGUGCAGUGCAGGACGUAUCUUUUUUCGCUCUGACCGUAAUUUAGGUACAAGCUGGCUCAUUGGAUUUCACACUUUCUCCUUUUUCUAUUGUGGAUCACGGAUUUGUAUUUCAAACCACCUCGGAUACUAUAUCCUCUUGAAAAUGAGAGUCGAGAACGCGAAAUGGACAUUCACAGUGACUUUUAUCUCCACGACAAUACAUCGGCGAAGCUCUUUAGCUACUGAGCUAACGUGAUAGCAUUGGGCUCAAAUGCAGAUAGAAACAAAAGAAAUAAACCCCUGACUGGAAGGAUAGACAGAAGAUCAACAAUACUAUUAAACCAUGGACAUGUAAAUACACGGUUAAUAAUUCCCAGCUUGGCGAAGCUUAACAAUGCUGUUGCUAACGACGCCAUUGAAGCUAACUUAGCAACGGGACCUCAGAGCUAUGAUAAAAACAUUAGCGCUCCACCUACGCCAGCCCUCAUCUGCUCAUCAGCACCCGUGCUCACCUGCCUUCCAGCGAUCGACGGAAGGACGAAGGACUUCACCCGAUCAUCCGUGCGGUCGGCGGCUAGCGUCGGCUAGCGCGUCUGCUAUCCAAGUCAAAGUCCUCCUGGUUGUGUUGCUACAGCCAGCCGCUAAUACACCGAUCCCACCUACAACUUUCUUCUUUGCAGUCUUCAUUGUUCAUUAAACAAAUUGCAAAAGAUUCACCAACACAGAUGUCCAGAAUACUGUGGAAUUUUGAGAUGAAAUAAGAGCUUUUUUGUAUUGGAUUCAAUAGGGUACGAAUACUUCCGUUUCAACGAUUGACGUCACGCGCAAACGUCAUCAUACAUAGACGUUUUCAACCGGAAGUUUAGCGGGAAAUUUAAAAUUGCACUUUAUAAGUUAACCCGGCCGUAUUGGCAUGUGUUGCAAUGUUAAGAUUUCAUCAUUGAUAUAUAAACUAUCAGACUGCGUGGUCGGUAGUAGUGGCUUUCAGUAGGCCUUUAAGUGUUUAUCUUGUGCCUUAGCUCCUGUUGGUAAUUUAGAUCACAACAUAUGUGAGACAUUCCCACACAGAUUUUAUGAUCUACCACUAUAGGUUGGAUAAAAGUAAGAUGCUGGAUUGCAUUUAUUGUACUAGACUUGAGUGAUGAAAAAAAAAAAACCAUCAAAUAAACCCCCAUGAUUUUUUAUUAUUACUUAAUCUCUUCUCCAAUUUCAAAAUAUUACAAAGAGAAACAAUUCAAUUUCAAUAUCUUCACAGACAAAACAAUCCUUAUAUUGCGUCAUCUGCUUUUGGCAGGUAACUACUUUUUUGAAACAAACUACGACAGCAAUGUACAAUACACAGUUAUUUUAAAUAAAUAAAAAAAAUAAUACAUUGGAUCAUUUUAACCGGCAGUUGUGAGUUUAUUAAGGCUUGUUUCUUGCACUGUUCCCUGUAACUCUGCAGUCAAGUCAAACAGGAAAAGGACACGUUCACAAAAUAACAUGCCAUUCAUUUAUAGAGAAUUAGAAUACAGCAACUAAGUGGAUUUAUGAACAAGCUACACACAGUUCACCUGCUACUGACCAGCGUAGAAUGAUGAUUACCACAAUUUCCGGACUAUAAGCGACUACUUUUUUCCUACCCUUUGAAUCCUGCGGCUUAUAAAAACGGUGCAGCUAAUUUAUGGAUGUUGUUCACUGACAGCCAUAAUGCAAAGUUUUCACAAAACACUUGCAAAUACACUUAAACGGUGUGGUAUUUUUUUGUGCUAUGGCAUCGUCUUUUGGAUGAGUUCACUCAUUGCAGGUGUGGUUGAGUGAAUGCCUAAAUUGUUUCCUGCUGUUUAAAGCUUUGAACCGGAAGUAAAAGUGUCGUUCUGUCUUCUAGUCGUUGCUAGCGUUUCUACUCAUAUGUAUUCCUCAUUUAUCACUCCGAGCAACGCUUGUAAGUUUUGCGAUAUAACAAUUCUUUCUUACUAAACCGUCCCAGGUGUGAUGUCUGUAGGAGUGUUUUCAUGCAUUGUAAUAGGGCUGUGAAUCUUUGGGUGUCCCACGAUUCUCGAUUCAAAAACUAUUUUUUCCUGAUUCAAAAGGAUUCUCUAUUCAUUCAAUACAUAGGAUUUCAGCUUGAUCUACACCAGUCUAGUAGUAGAUUUUUGUAAAAAGCUUUUAUAAUUGUAGAGGACAAUGUUUUAUCAACUGAUUGCAAUAAUGUAAAUGUGUUUUAACUAUUAAAUGAACCAAAAAUAUGACUUAUUUUAUCUUUGUGAAAAUAUUGGAGCCACUGUGACACUAUUGUUCUUUUUUAAAAUUUUGUAUAAAUGUCUAAUGAUAAUGUCAAUGAGGGAUUUUUAAUCACUGCUAUGUUGAAAUUGUAACUAAUAUUGAUACUGUUGUUGAUAAUAUUCAUUUUUGUUUCACUACUUUUGGUUUGUUCUUGUGUCGUGUUUGUGUCUCCUCUCAAUUGCUCUGUUUAUUGCAGUUCUGAGUGUUGCAGGGUCGGGUUUGGUUUUGGAAUUGGAUUGCAUUGUUAUGGUAUUGCUGUGUAUUGUUUUGUUGGAUUGAUUAAUUAAAAAAAAAAAAUUGAAAAAAAAAA